AUGACUCUUGGUUCUGGAGCAUCGAGUGUUGUUGUUCCGAGGAAUUUUAGGUUACUAGAGGAGCUUGAACGUGGGGAGAAAGGUAUUGGAGAUGGAACUGUGAGCUAUGGAAUGGAUGAUGGAGAUGACAUCUAUAUGCGCUCUUGGACUGGCACUAUCAUCGCUCCUCACAACACUGUGCAUGAAGGUAGGAUCUAUCAGUUGAAGCUCUUUUGUGACAAAGAUUACCCGGAGAAACCUCCAACUGUCCGGUUCCAUUCGCGUAUCAACAUGACUUGUGUCAACCAUGAUACGGGAGUGGUGGAACCUAAGAAGUUCAGUCUUCUUGCGAACUGGCAAAGGGAGUACACAAUGGAGAAUAUACUGACACAGCUGAAGAAGGAGAUGUCUGCGUCGCAUAACCGUAAGCUUGUUCAACCUCCAGAAGGCACUUGCUUCUAGUAGUGAAAAAUCUUUUUGCCCCUUACAAUACUGAAGUAUGUAUCUUGGGGUAAAUCCAUUGUCGUUUCCAAGCUUUUUCUCUAAAUUUGUGAUAAAAAUGGUCUAUUGUGGAUGGUGGUGAUGAUGAUGAUGAUGUUCGAUUAAUCAUCUGAAGUUUAUCCUUGUGUGCAAAUUAUCAAAUCAGUCCCCAAUAUCCAUGUGUUCAAUCCUUUAAUGAAACAUCUUGAUUUCAUUGGUUGGUAGUUAUGAGUAAUGUAUUUCGACAUUUGAGAUACUAAUUCAUUCAAGUACUCUUACUUGUUGAAUUUGAAAUAUUCAAAAUUGAG
Messenger RNA from Eruca vesicaria subsp. sativa (arugula), 767 nucleotides. The record is from the annotation of a GenBank genome assembly. Lineage: Eukaryota; Viridiplantae; Streptophyta; Magnoliopsida; Brassicales; Brassicaceae.